Molecule: messenger RNA, 630 nt
Organism: Helobdella robusta
Lineage: Eukaryota; Metazoa; Annelida; Clitellata; Rhynchobdellida; Glossiphoniidae
Exons: 5
Coding region: 1-630 (209 amino acids)
Source: RefSeq, a predicted model, not a curated record
AUGCCUCUGAACGGCGCUGAUGAUAAUAAUAUGCAGAUACUUAAAAAUCAUCCACCAAGUGGCCAGUACAUUUCAUUGAAAUAUGCUAUAAAAGGAGUUUGCAAACAAGAAGAUUGUGCAGAUGAAGAAGACGGUCAUGUUAAUAAUGCCAAUAAUGUUGGUGUAGGUGAUUUUGAUGUCGGUAGUGUAGUGGUUGCAGUUGGAGGAGAUGAUGUUGCAAUUACCGAAGAUGAUCUUGCAGGUGUCGAAAAUGAGAAGAAUGAACCGGUGAAAGACCAGACAGCCUCGAAGAUGAGCAGCGGAGAGAAAGGAUCAGAGAUAGAACGAGAAUACGCUCCAAGGAGAAAAUUCAAUCUGAGGAGGUAUGCAGAUGAAUUGAGUAAUGUAACUAGAUGUACCAGUGACAACCUGGUUGAACACCUUAAACUAAUAGGGGUAGAAGUUAUUUCUGGUUUUCCAGUUCUAAAGAAAUCUUUCAAUGAUAGGCCCCAAGCUAAUAAAUUUUCUUCAUUAACUGAGGAUGUUGAAUCAUGGCCAGAACAUGUUAGAAUCAGCCACUGGUCCUUCCUACAAAAAUCCAGAAAGGAUAAUUCUUCAGAUAACAAGACCAAAGAGAGCUCUGGACCCUGA